Akanthomyces muscarius is the source of this 4281-nucleotide messenger RNA. RefSeq lists its product as uncharacterized. The transcript has 7 exons. Gene Ontology annotation, cellular component: membrane. Lineage: Eukaryota; Fungi; Ascomycota; Sordariomycetes; Hypocreales; Cordycipitaceae. The record is from RefSeq and is a predicted model, not a curated record. Bases 1 to 4281 code for a protein of 1426 amino acids. Gene Ontology annotation, molecular function: ATP binding; ATP hydrolysis activity; ABC-type transporter activity. Gene Ontology annotation, biological process: transmembrane transport.
AUGGACGACUCUUUCGGCCCGCGGCUGCUUGGCCACUUUGACUUUACCCUGCUGUUCGAGCACACCAUAUUUUACUUGGUCCCUUCCUCUAUCCUCGUCUUCGUGACGCCUUUUUACAUUCACCAGAUAUUCUUUCGCGGCAGUCCCCUCGUCCGCCCUGGCGUCUUGUUAUGGGCCAAAUUUGCAGUCGCCGCGGCGUUGGUUGGCGUCCAGAUUGCCAACGCCGUGCUAUGGGCGCGGUCUCCGUUGGACUCUCGCCUCGCAGAAGCCGCGGCUGCCAUGGCCGCUGUCAGCGCCCUGUGCAUCACUAUUCUGAUGUAUGCUGGGCAUGUUUACUACCUGCGAUCGCUAUCCUUCCUAGGCUUCUUUCUCAGCCUGACAACCAUUCUCGACAUUACCACGACACUGACCUAUUUUAAUCGCACGGGUCUUGGCACGAUCGCUCGUCUGCACAUCGCUAUACCCUGUCUCAAGGUGGCGAUAAUCGUUCUCGAAGAAGUUUCUAAGCGCUCUCUCUUCCGCCCGGAAGCCCUCCAAUCGUCAUCAUUCAUCAGCCGGGAAGCCACUGCCGGUUUCUGGAACAGAUCUGUGUUGGCGUGGGCCAAUUAUAUACUUUUAUUCGGCUUUCGCGGCGAAAUUACGCAGUCUACCAUGGCCGAUCUUGGGCCAGAGUACGACUCCAAGGUCCUUUAUCGAGGUUUUAUCGGUCAAUGGCAGAAGGGCCGAAAAGACUCGAAAUUUGCUCUCGUACAAGCCUGUGUCUGCACCAUGCCGUGGCCGUUCUUUUACAUCAUUCUGCCUCGGCUGUUGUCCAUCGGCUUUGAAUUUGCACAGCCGUUUUUACUGCAAGACGUCGUCAACGAGAUUUCCAUCGACGCUGCGCCCUCAGGAAAUGUGGUAAAGGGACUCAUCCUCGCUACGACCAUUAUAUAUGUCAGCAAAGCAAUUUCUAAAUCCUGGUAUUCUACUCUUAGGAACCAGAUGUCGGUCAGUAUUCGAGGCAUUCUUAUUUCAGCCGUCUACCACAAGUCCCUCCGGCUCGGCGCCGAAACUCUCGACGGUGCGGCGGCCGUUACCCUCGUGACUGCGGAUGUAGCCGGUAUCGCAUCACUUGCUACGCUCUCAUACGAAGGUUGGGCACAAACGCUAGAAGUUUGCUUGGGUAUUGGCAUUCUUGGUGCUUAUGCUGGAGCUGCUACUAUAUUUACCGCGCUUCCUGUUAUUGGGACCACCAUUGCCUCGAUAUGGGUUGGCCAUCGAGUGAUGGUUACACGCAAAGCUUGGAAUGAGAAUAUUGAGACUCGAGUGGCGUCUACAUCGAAUGUUCUUGCACAGAUCAAAGAGGCUAAAAUGCUUGGGUUGACUCCCAUUCUAGCUGAUCGUGUGCAGCAGCAGUUUGACACCGAAGUCGUAUUGUUGAUGAAAAAUCGGCAAUACUAUGCAGUGACGAUGGGCAUCUCGGCCAUCGCUGAGUUGUUGACACCUAUCCUGGUUGUCGCUGCCAUUAUAUUCUGGACAAGAGCUUCGGAGCCAAUAUCCGCUAGCCGCAUAUUUACCACUUUGGCUCUCGUAACCCUAGUGACGAAUCCCAUGUACUACCUGAUCCAUUCCGUCGGAAGCUGGUCAGCUGGGUUUGCGUGCUUGGGACGCCUCCAAGCGUACUUGAACCUGCCCGAGACAGAGGACCCUCGCGAAUUUGCGAUGCAGCAUGGUUCGAUCAGUGAAGAGAAGACCGUGCUUGAAACUACUACGCCGAACCCCUCUGCCUCGAACCCACAAGAUAGCAGAGUGGUGCUGGCUUCGCGCAGCGUCUUUGUGGUCCAGCUUCAGCAAGUGUCCCUGUCCGCGGGGGCAAUCACCAUUAUAAAGGACGUCUCGCUGAAGAUCAAGACCGGCCAUACAGCCAUGCCAACCAGUGGUACCGUGACACUUGCAACUCGUUCUGUUGCCUACUGCAGUCAGGUGCCCUGGGUCCAGAAUGAGACAAUUCAGAGCAACAUUCUAGGCGGAAGGCCUUUGAACGUGGCCUUGUACAACAAGGUCGUCCACGUAUGCGCCUUGGAUGUUGACAUUGAACGUCUGUCUGCACAAGACCAGACGCUCGCUGGAAGUGAGGGUUGUAAUCUCAGUGGUGGGCAAAAACAAAGAGUCUCACUAGCGCGCACCCUAUAUGUCCAAGCCGAACUCGUCAUCUUGGACGAUGUAUUCAGUGCUCUGGACACUAAGACAUCGUCUGCCAUUCGAUCGCGGCUUUUUUCCGAGAGUGAUCUACUCAAGUCUGGAAACACCACUGUCAUUAUGGCGACUAGCAUGCAAGGCCAUCUUGUCCACGCCGAUGUCUCCUAUGAGAUGGGCGGCGACGGAACGGCUGCUUUGUCCUCCAAGCAUGAAGAAGUACGUGACACCGCUGUGGGCCCGGAUCAGCCAGUCGAUGCGGCAGAUUCUGCUUCGGCAACCGCUUCUGCGUCCAUUGGCGAAUCCGAUCACGACAAGGAGCCUACCUGGGAGCCUCCAGAGGUCGCAGCGGCUCCUGACAACGCACUGCGCCAGAGUCUAUCCACUCUGCGGUAUGGAGACUGGACGAUUUACAAAUACUUUCUACGACACGUUAGCCUCCUCAAUGUUAUGACAUGGCUGCUUACGGUGGCCUGCGCCUCUGUUGCCGACAGAAUGCCGCCCAUCUUUGCCAGAAUUUGGCUGGGAAAGGCUCCCCAAAAUCGCCUCUAUUUCAUCGGCUACGCGCUGCUAGGCGUUUUGAGUCCUUGUCUUUACUACUGGACGCCGCUAAUUUAUUACAAACUCAUCAUCACAAAUUGCGCGCCUGGCAUGCACCAGGAGCUCUUGGAUGCGACGUCCCAAGCCACCUUUGAGUUUCUCGCUGCAGAAGAUGCCGGCACGCUCCUAAAUCGCUUCAGCCAAGAUGUCCAAAUGGCAACUCAGCAGUUGCCUCUUGCUAUCACGCCAGUCGUUUGGGGCCUUUGCUCAAUCAUCAUCGACGUUGGCGUCAUUGCCGCCGGCGCGACCUAUGCUUUGCCCAUCGUCCCGUUUUUCCUUGUAGUGGUUGGUCUCAUUGCACAUUUCUACCUCCGCACGUCGCGCCAAGUACGGCUUGCCGAGCUCGACUCGACCAAGAGCCUCAUCCGGCAUCUGACCGAGAGUGCGAGCGGUAUCGAGUACAUCCGCGCCUUCCAGUGGGAGCAAAACUUCAUCGCCCAGCUACACCACAUGCUGCAUGAAACGCAAAAGCCAUACUACUACCUACUCGCUAUCCAGCAGUGGAUUACAGCUGUGAUGGACUUUACCACAGCUGGCUCGGCGGUAUGCGUGGUCAGCCUGGCGCUCAACUUUAAGAGUUCAACAUCAGCCAGCGCCAUGGGCCUUGCGCUUUUAACACUGAUCUCAUUUAGUGACUUUACGGGUGCUAGUGUUAAGUGGUUUGUCCAGAUGGAGAACAUGUUUGGCGCUGUCGCUAGGAUCAGGGAGUUUGCGCAGUCGACGCCGAGAGAGUCGGACGACGGCGCGUCGGAUGCACCCGAACGCUGGCCCACCUCUGGGAAAGUUGAGUUUGAUGGUGUCAACGCUUCAUACAAGUCGGAGAGUGAGAAGCCUCACCAGGCGCUUGCCAACAUCAAGUUGUCCAUCCAACCCGGGCAGACUGUCGGCUUGGUUGGGCGCACAGGAAGUGGUAAAUCGUCCAUGUUGCUCGCGCUUCUUCGGCUGCUCGAGUACACGGGAAACAUUUACAUUGACGGCCGCGAGCUGAGAACCAUUCCACGCAACGAGCUCAGAGCCCGCAUCACGACCGUUACGCAAUCUGGUCUCGCGAUCAAAGCCAGCGUCCGUUUCAACAUGAACCCUUUUGUCGGAACAGAGGACGCAUCAGCCGACGAGCAGAUGACGGAUAUUCUGCAGCGAGUUGGCCUGUGGGAGCACAUUGAAGCCAGAGGCGGUCUAGACGCUGCCAUGGGCGCCAUGAAGUUCUCGGUCGGAGAGCGGCAGCUUUUCCAGCUGGCGCGCGCGAUCCUGCACAAGGACAACACGGGCUCGAAGCUCUUCCUCAUGGACGAAGGCACCUCGAGCAUCGACGAAGCGACCGAGCAGCGCAUCUACAGUUUGAUCAAGGAGUAUUUUGCAGGGUGCACAAAGAUUAUUAUCAGCCACCGCGAGGCCGUUCUUGCAGACACUGAUGUCGUUCUGCACAUGUCCGAUGGUAGAGGAGAGAUCAGCACCGGGUCGCGGCAAGAGAAGGCAGAUUCCGAGGCAAUUAGCGCCAGUCAUUAG